Hyalella azteca is the source of this 715-nucleotide messenger RNA. RefSeq lists its product as uncharacterized. The transcript has 2 exons. The record is from RefSeq and is a predicted model, not a curated record. Bases 56 to 388 code for a protein of 110 amino acids. Lineage: Eukaryota; Metazoa; Arthropoda; Malacostraca; Amphipoda; Hyalellidae.
AGAUGGGAUCGUGUUUGAGGCGGACAGCGACCUGGGCGUGCGGCCGGACAAUAGUAUGUUCAUGAAGAAUCUCAACCUGGAUUUUCAAAUUAAGGCAUCCGAAUCAAAGCUCGAUAACCUAUUUGGUGGCAACCAAGUCCUCAGCGACACCAUGAACCACUUCCUGAAGCAGAACGGUGACCUGAUCAUGGAGGAGGUGCGACCAGCCCUGCGGCAGCAGUGGGGCAACCUGUUGGGGGCAAUCCUCAAAGCUCUCAUUGACUCCCUUCCUAAGGAGAUCGUCACUGACAUUCCCAACGAAAACACAGAAGACAGACAUCGUCGGAGGACCAAUGAAAAACUGGCAGCCAAAGCUCGAGCCCAAGCGCCCGCACAACGUCAAGGAUGAGCGCGGAUGAAGAAUUAAGUCCCAGCAUGUAUGUCAGUCGCAAAUUCUCGCACUGUACCUGUCUUCUGAUACAAAUAUUUUGAAAUUAUAACAGGUCUAUCCAAUCGCGUGAAAUGAAAGUUUUCAAUUUAAACGACAUGGCAAAAUGUUUCAAGUUUUCCGUGCUAAUUCUUGUCACCCAGUGCCACAAAUUAAGUGCUAACACAAAGUUACUUUUUCCUCUGUUAAGGAUUGUUCGCAAUUAUCCCUGGCAUGUCAAAGCCAUUGCUGUAUUGCCUGAUUUAGUUUAUAGUUACAGUAUUGUAGCAAAUAAAUUAUUACACAGUU